AUGGGAUCAGUGUUAGACCAGCCCAAGUCCAUCGAUGUCGCCAUCAUCGGUGGUGGCAUUGGCGGCCUGUCGCUGGCCAUUGGCCUGCAGCAGUACAGUCACAUCAACGUGCGCGUUUUCGAGGCCGCGCCGCAGUUUUUCGAGAUUGGAGCCGGUGUCUUCUUCGGCGCCAAUGCCAUCCGCGCCAUGUCCCUCAUCCACCCGGCCGUCGGCGAGGCCUACGCGCGCAUCUCGACCACUGCCGGCUGGCCCUCCAAGGAAGACACCUACUUUGACUUCGUCCUUGGCCAGCCGCUGCAUGACCUGCCCGCCGGAACCCCCAUCGCGUCGCCGCGGCUCGGCCCGCACGAGCGGCACUCCACCGCCCACCGGGCGCACCUGAUCGACGAGCUGGCCCAGCUGGUCCCCGAGGCUCACGCCGAGCUCGGCAAGCGGCUUGUCGGCCUGACGCGGGACGAGGCGCGCGGCCGCACGCUGAUGCGCUUCGCCGACGGCGUCACCUACGAGGCCGACGCCGUGGUCGGCUGCGACGGCAUCCGCUCCGUCUGCCGCGAGCUCGUGCUGGGUACGGGCCAUCCGCUGGCGCGGCCGGUGUUCACCGGGAAGUACGCGUACCGUGGGCUGAUCCCGAUGGACAAGGCGGUCGCGGCGAUUGGCGAGGAAAAGGCAAGGAACAGGUACAUGUUUCUGGGUAAGGGGGGGCACGCGCUCGUCUUUCCGGUGGCGGGCGGCGAGAUGAUGAACGUGGUUGCGUUCGGCACCGCCAAGGAUGGGAUCUGGGAGGGCGGCUGGAUCAAGCCGAUGAAGCGGGAGGACAUGGAGAGGGACUUUGCCGCGUUUGGGGAGGACUGCCAAAAGAUCUUUUCGCUGAUGGAAAACACCGACCAUUGGGGCAUCUUUGACCUCUCCGAGGACAUUCCCACCUUCACAUCGGAGCCGCUCCGGCUGGUGCUCCUCGGCGACAGUGCACACGCCUGCGCGCCGCACCAGGGCGCCGGCGCCGGCCAGGCUCUCGAGGACGCCCACGUGCUGGCGCACCUUCUCGGCGACUGCCGCUCGCCCGCAGACCUGCUGUCCGCGUUCGCCGCGUACGAAUCGGUGCGGCGCCCUCGGACGCGCUUCGUGCAGCGCCACGGCCGCCGCCAGGGCGAGCUGCUCGACCUGCACGCGGAAGGCGUCGGCGACGACCUGGAGCAGCUGCGGCGGGUCGUCGACGGGCCGAUCCGCGAGAUCUGGAACUGCGACCUCGAGGCCGAGCUGGCCAAGGCGCGGGCCAAGAUGGCGGAGUUGUUGGUGGAGAGCAGGGACGGGGCUGCCUGA
This is a messenger RNA of Cordyceps fumosorosea ARSEF 2679, 1320 nucleotides long. RefSeq names its product mannitol 1-phosphate dehydrogenase. The record is from RefSeq and is a predicted model, not a curated record. Bases 1 to 1320 code for a protein of 439 amino acids. Gene Ontology annotation, biological process: secondary metabolite biosynthetic process. The transcript is spliced from 3 exons. Lineage: Eukaryota; Fungi; Ascomycota; Sordariomycetes; Hypocreales; Cordycipitaceae.